GCUGCUCAGACAGGCCUGCACAACCAUCAACUGGAUUAAGUUGCUGCAAUAAUGGAUGAAAGGAUCACUGAAAGCACCAUCAAAAUAACAGGCUGUUGUUCCAUUCUUCGUUUCUACUACAGGAUUCCCAGUAGCAUUCUUGCUGAAUCACUUUUCUACUUUGAUACUUGUCAGACCCCUUGCACAUGAAAUGCAUGUUGAUACCAGAGCCACAUGAUGAAGAGGUGUCUGCUAAAUCCAAAGAAUUACCCAGGGCAGAGGACAUGGGUCCAAAAUAGUUUCAACCUUUUGAACAAUAUGGCAGCUAAGCAGCUUCCAUUGUCACAGGAGACCUUGGCAGAGUUUAACAAUUCUUUGAAUACUGAGAAUCCAGGUGCCUCCAGAACCCGUGCUGGCUCCAUUUCUACCCGCCGCAGCUCUCAGUCUGUGGAUUUAAUUCCUAAACCUAUGCCACAUCUGAAAGACGCAGCCCGCAAUGUAAUCUCCUCUCGCCGGAACUCCAUACUCAACAACAGUAUACCAUUUGGUCGCAGAGAAUCAAUUUCGAUGGGCAAACGACUGUCAAUAGGCCCCUGGAUGUUAGGAGGUCGGGUUAGUUUCUCUGGCCUACCUUUGUGUCCGCCUGUACGUGUACCUCAGUUUGAAAACACUUACAAAACUGAGCCAGAUGACGGCUGUCGAUUUGACACAGGCAAAGUCCAGCAUCUUCUGGAUGUCACUGUUGCCAGCUUUUUGAGAGACAAGCGCUACAACCCUAUCACAUGUAGCCAGCUAACUCAGAGUCUGGCAGAUCUUAUCAAAAAUAAAGCAAAAGAACUCAACCCACCUCGGUUUAAGCUGGUGUGCAAUGUCAUUCUAGGACAACUCAAUGACCAGGGAGUGAAAAUUGCCAGUCGCAGCCUGUGGGAUCCUAAAUAUGAUAAUUUUGCAAUUACUAAUUUUAAAAACUCAUCGCUGUUUGCGGUAGCUGCUGUGUAUGGUGUGUACUGUGAGUAAUCAUGCAAAUGCACCUCUGUGCCUCUAUAUGAAUCAUACCGUUUGAAAAACAAGGAUAAGUCAAAUAGUAUUGAAUAUCUUAAUCUGGCCAAAAGCUAAAAAACAAAGAAAAAAAGGCACAAACAUACUCUUUGACUUAUCCUUGUACAAUAUUCUUAGAUUUCAAUACAUGUAUUCUGAAAUAUUAACUUUUACCUGAGAUAUCUCAUAACUGACUUCUAUAUACGAUUUGUUUUUAGAUCCCUAACAGAAAUUACUGCAGGUUUUCUCUGUCCUGUUUUGGCAGAUCUUCAUCUCUGCUAGUUUUCAUUGCAAAUGAGUUCUCAGUCAAUAAAACCACCAAAGCAGUGAGAGGAAAGCACUACUGGGAACACGGUUGUUCUGUACAAUAUAGACUCCUACACUGAAACACAGCAGGUGUAGUUAUGGGAUGUUUUUGAGAAAAACAUCAAUCACUAUUGCCAUGUUGGAGGCUCUGUUAGCCGGAAAAUAUAACAGAAAAAACAUUGAGCUGUGUUAUUGUGCACUGUGGCUCCCUUUGUCGCACUGCCUGAUUGCCUUUACACGGCAAUGGGAUCACUUGACUAUCACCUGCAGUCCAUUUUAGCCUAAUUAUGUCUGCUUUUACACUGACCCAGUUUUAUGUGCAGCUGCUAUGCCUGCUGUAAGCUGCAUCCUGGCAUAGGUUAGCAGUGUCUGUACUUUCAUGCUUGUUUUUCCAUUUUAAUAAGGUUUCUAGUAACUAUGCAAAUGGCAGGACUUACAAUUUGACAUUAUUUACAAUGUAAGCCUCCUGUGGCAUUGUUUAAAAAUGGGCAAUGUGAGACAAGCAAUUCAGUGUUAGACGGAGAUGUGGGAAAAAGGCAGAGGUUGGUCAACAAACAAGAACAUACAAAAGUACAAUGGACUGAGCAAAUAAACCAAGCAAGAAGUUAGAUUAUGAGAGGCUUAAGAAACAAAGAAAGGCAGAGUGGAGAAAGAAGAUUGGACAUUCUGAAUGAAGCCUCUGCAAAUACUAGCAUGAUUAGGCAGUAAUGGUGGUCAAGUAAUUGUCAUUGCCAGUCAUCAGAAAGUAGACGUGUGUGACACAAGGUGUAGUUGAGCUUUAUGUGCCAAGUGUUGCAUCCAGGAGAGUUUAAUUGUUCCUGUAUUUCUGCUGGAAUGGGGUCAUUUCAUUUCUCAUCUUAUUUAGAUUAAUCAAAUAAAGGAAAUAAAUGGAUGGAUUUAAAUUGAGGCACUCAGUGAAAUGCAGAUCCCCUUUAUUUAUGGAGUACGUCUUGAGUGCGCAUUACAUCAGCUAAAUCAAUCCAAAUGAGUGCCUAAGUUGAAAUGUUGUUGGCUGCCUAUAUAAUACUUUAGAUUACUGUAUCAUCAAGUCAUUAUUAAUCUAGCUACAACAUAAACUAGCAUGCAUACUUGGUGUUCAAAAUAAGCUAGAUUUGGGAAUCACUGACUCAGAGCUUAAUAGCUUAUUUUUGCAUAUUUCUCCAUAAGGCACGGAAGCUGCUAGUUGAACAGUAAAAAGAUAUGAAACGCAGAAGAAGUGUCACACAGUAUUUCCAUGUGUGUUGGUCUUGUGUGACUCAUUAGUACUUUUUUGUGGGACAAGAAUCUCCCUGUUAAAUACAAGAAAGCAUAAGGGUGCAGUUUCACUGUAAAUGUUUUGCAAAUGAUUGUGCUUUUUCUGUUUUUUGUAAUGAGGAAAUUUCUGUCCUAUUCAAUCAUUCAAUUGUCAUUUACGUGACUCAUUAUUCAGUUUUGUUUUUAUUCUCUUCAGUAUUGUAUCUUUCUUUUUCCCUACAUUUUCGUACUAAAUGUUUAGUUUAUUAGAUACAAUAGGCCUUCCCUCUACUAUUUCAUCAGCUCCGUUGUAAGUGUAGAUGAUGCUGUAAAAAGGAAGUUAGUUAGGCUAAUAACCUAUUUUUCUGUGUGUGUAUUGCAUACAAAUGUAUGGGGAAAGUGGACAAGACCAAUUGGUUUGAUGUGAUAAAACAGUGGGUACAAAGCUCACUGCCAUGCAUGUGUGAGAAACAGCAGCUAUUCCGAACAACAAAUAAGCAAGAAUACGCCACCACCCAAAGAAAACAGCUGAUGAUGUACCUGUUGAUUCAAGGGGGACUGAAGGGCUUGUGCAGUUAGCCAACAGACAGCUGAGUGCAGGACUAAUAAGUCCGAGCUGACACUCGUGGUGUGUGAUAGUUCUACUCAUUUCAGACACAAAUGUGAUGUGUGGCUGCUGUCAAUAAGGGAACACAACUUCUGAAUUCAGGCAUAUUUUGAAUAAAAGAAACACAUGACAAGAAUGAAUUCUUGUUCCUCCUGACUAUUCUCAAAAGGAUGCUUUACACCACUAGGUUAUGUUUUAGUCCAGCCUGGCAUCUGAAGAAUGAGCUAUUUGGAGUAGAUGUCCACUGAUGUAGAGAAACACUUCAGAACUGACCAGGGCCAGCAUCCCUGUGCCACAGUUUGAACACUUCACUGAGUCUGUGACCUGAUGAAUUCAGACUAUUCUGGGGGUAAAUUGAGGGCACUUUA
Molecule: messenger RNA, 3531 nt
Organism: Polypterus senegalus (gray bichir)
Lineage: Eukaryota; Metazoa; Chordata; Cladistia; Polypteriformes; Polypteridae
Product: tctex1 domain-containing protein 4
Exons: 3
Coding region: 214-996 (260 amino acids)
Biological process (GO): microtubule-based movement
Cellular component (GO): cytoplasm; cytoplasmic dynein complex
Molecular function (GO): dynein intermediate chain binding
Source: RefSeq, a predicted model, not a curated record